ACCAAAUUAACCAUUUAGUUACCCAAAUAUCGCUUUUAAACCGCUUCGUCUCCUACGCUUUUUAUUGCAGGAAAUGGCGCAACGUGGAACCAAGAAAUCCCCCAAAAUCAAACAAAACAGUCGCACACAUACACACAAAUAGAAAACAAUCAAGCAUCCUCCCUCUUCUCUUCCUCGAUCCAUCUGUGUUCAUACCAAACCAUUGCAAAUGUAUCGAUCGGCAGCGAAGCGGUUGCUUCCCUAUUCAUAUUUCUCUGUUAAACACUGCUUACAAACCUCUCGACUGCCAAUCACAACACCUCGUUUUCGUUUUCGUUUUCUCUCAUCGGCGACAUCCGACUCCCCUUUCCCGAAUGGCUUUAACACCAACACCACCACCUCAUCUUCGUCCACCCAAACAGAUGAAUUUCACAACCCUUCUGAUAGUGGUGCCUCUAGAAGAACACCACCUAGGGCUAAUUACGAAGAGGAACAAGCUCGAGUGCUCGCGGCAUCUCUUCUUCACGUGGCUAGGUUAGGAUGGACUGAAGCAGCCAUGAUUGCAGGUGCUAGGGAUGUUGGUGUUUCCCCUUCCAUUGUUGGAGUUUUUUCACAAAAAGAAGGUGCCCUAGUUGAGUAUUUUAUGGACGAAUGCUUGAAAAAGCUUAUUGAUGCAAUCGACUCUGGUGAGUUACAAUUACAAGAUUUGGUACCAAGUGAACGCAUUGCAAAGCUGGUUAGAUAUCGCUUAGAAUUGCAAGCUCCAUACAUAUCAAAAUGGCCUCAAGCUCUAAGCAUUCAAGCACAACCAUCAAACUUCACAACAAGCUUUAAACAACGAGCAAUGCUAGUUGAUGAGUUUUGGCAUGCUGUAAGUGAUGAAGGAAAUGGUGUGGAUUGGUACCUAAAACGCACUGUUCUUGGUGGAAUUUACUCAACAACUGAAAUAUACAUGCUAACUGAUAAUUCCCCAGAUUUUAAUGAUACAUGGGUAUUCUUAAAUGAGAGAGUUAGAGAUGCAUUUGAUCUAAAGAAGACAUUUCAAGAGGUGAAAUAUUUUGCAGAAGCAGUGGGGGCAGGGGUGGGAGGGUCAUUUCAAGGGUUUAUGAAGAAAGAUGAAGAUCAAGAGGAAAAUAUUACUUGUGGCCACGUAUGUAUCAAAUCAAAGAUAUUGGUUAUGAUAAUGGUAAAUAUCGAGGGGCUGAAGUAUGAAGUGAAGGUCCGGGAGAUAUCCGAGUGGGUUCCUAAGAUAGUGAAUGAUGAUGAUGACAUAACUGAUGCUAAGGGUGAAGAUCGAGAUGAUUUUGAUGAAAGUUCAGAAAAUGAAAGUGAUGAUGGUGGGGAUUCCGAACAUGAUAACGAGUACAUUGUGAGUGAGGGUAUUCUAGGUACUUUUGAGGCUAAACAUCCUUCUAUUGAUGCUAUUGAUUAA
Lactuca virosa is the source of this 1411-nucleotide messenger RNA. NCBI's taxonomy places the organism in Eukaryota, Viridiplantae, Streptophyta, Magnoliopsida, Asterales, Asteraceae. The record is from the annotation of a GenBank genome assembly.